Molecule: messenger RNA, 1946 nt
Organism: Rhineura floridana
Lineage: Eukaryota; Metazoa; Chordata; Lepidosauria; Squamata; Rhineuridae
Gene: HOXC4
Product: homeobox C4
Exons: 2
Coding region: 224-1129 (301 amino acids)
Biological process (GO): anterior/posterior pattern specification; embryonic skeletal system morphogenesis; regulation of transcription by RNA polymerase II
Cellular component (GO): nucleus
Molecular function (GO): DNA-binding transcription factor activity, RNA polymerase II-specific; RNA polymerase II cis-regulatory region sequence-specific DNA binding
Source: RefSeq, a predicted model, not a curated record
UCUCUCUCUCUCACACACACACACACACACACACACACACACACACACACACACACACACACAUCUUUUGCCCUGAGCUUAAGGGGACCACACAAACAACAACAAGAACACACACACAGAGGCACACACACUCGCGCACACACAAAUUGGAUACAUUUUGAAUAAGCUUUUGGUUCCUUAUCCGGGGACUAGCGCGGCUGGCGUGAUUGGCGCAAAUAGUCACAUGGUGAAACUAACUUUACGGGGUCGCCAGCUAGUAGGAGGGUUUUAUGGAGCAGAAAAACGACAAAGCGAGAAAAAUUAUUUUCCACUCCAGAAAUUAAUGAUCAUGAGCUCGUAUUUGAUGGACUCUAACUACAUCGAUCCGAAAUUUCCUCCAUGCGAAGAAUAUUCGCAAAAUAAUUACAUCCCAGACCACAGUCCGGAAUAUUACACCCGGACUAGGGAGUCCAGUUUUCAGCAUCAUCACCAGGAAUUGUACCCUCCACCUCCUCCACAGCGACCCAGCUACCCCGAGCGGCAGUACAGCUGUGCCAGCCUCCAAGGUCCCGGCAACCCCCCAGCGCAUCCCAGGGGCCAUGGACCACCACCCGGAGGCCACCAUCUCCCCGAGAAACCACAGCAGCUCUGUGACCAAACGGCUCUCUCCAGCGCAGCCACCUCGCCAGCCCCGGCCCCUCCAGCCUGCAAUCAGCAAAACCCCGAGCAUCCCAGCAGCACGGCCACUAAGCAGCCCAUAGUCUAUCCAUGGAUGAAAAAAAUCCACGUCAGUACUGUGAACCCCAAUUACAAUGGAGGCGAGCCCAAGCGAUCCAGGACUGCCUACACCAGACAGCAGGUCUUGGAAUUAGAAAAAGAGUUCCACUAUAAUAGAUACCUGACAAGGCGGAGGCGCAUCGAGAUCGCCCACUCCCUGUGUCUCUCGGAGAGACAGAUCAAGAUCUGGUUUCAGAACAGGCGGAUGAAAUGGAAAAAAGACCACAGGCUGCCCAAUACCAAAGUGAGAUCUACGGCUCCUACCAAUUCUUCCACCAGCUCCAUUCCUGCUUCUGCCAACGCGGUUGCUAGCGAAGAACAUUCGCAAACCUCAUCUCAGGACCAACGAGCAGAGGAUAUUACAAGGUUAUAAACUAAACUAAACAAACAAAACAAACAAACAAACAAAUACUCCCCAUAAAAAUGACUCUGAUUAUUUAUAGAAUCUAAUAUAUAUCUAUAUAUUUUGGUUCUUUCCCCCCCUCGUAGUUUUUCCCGUGCUUAUAUAUAUAUUAAGUAAUAAAAAAGAGGAAAAAAAUAACCCCCACACACACAAAAGAAUGAGGUCUUCUGUCAGACCUCAGGCUUUAGGUGCAUGUAUUAUUAGCAUGAGAGGUCAGGUGAAAUACCUGCUGGAUUUUUUUUUAAAAAAGCCAUUUUCAGGGUUUUAAUUUAUUUUUUAAAAAGGGAAGGAGUGGAAGGAUGGGCUAUGUGUGUGUCUGUGCGCGUGUGUUGGGGUGGGGAACUAAAUGUUCUGUUUUAGAUGAAAAUUCGAGGCAUAUGCUAAUAAUUACACAGGCAAGGGAAGAAUGUAGUUAUUUUGCUCUGUGCGUUUACAAAUGGAGAACAAAAAAGAAAUUAUGAACCAUUGAAGGCUUCCCCCCUCCCUUUUUUUUUGGUAUAAAUGUAGGAAAAGAUUUUUUUUAAAAAGGGGAAAAGGCAACACACGAGUUAAUAGUAGCUGAUCAACUUAUGGUCUAUUUCAAUGUGAAGGAGGAAUCAAAGGAAGAAGGAGCGGGGGAGCUAGCAAGUUGAAAGGAAAAAGUCAGUAGGUAGAUUUUUGUUUUCGUUUCGUGGUGGUUCUUUGUGUUUUUUGGACCGAUUUGACAUGAACAUUGUAAACUUGCAAUAAAAAGAGUUUUAGUGUAUAUGUGAAAGUCCCCUUGUUCAAUAAAAACCAAUGAGUGUGA